AACUACAUAUAUAAUAUUCAAAAUAAAAAAUAAAUGUCAAUAAAGAUAAACAAAGACUAGUCCCAAAGACUUUUAUAGCACUUCAGAAAGCUAUUAUUAGGAGCAAGUCACUUCCUUGUGAGAGUACACAAACACAAAUACUUCAUAUAAUCUCCCAAAAGACAAAAAAAAAAAAAAAAAAGAAUUUAAAAUAUUUUUAUUGAAAAAUGUGGGAAAUAAAAGUAGGAUUAUUGCUGUUAGCAAUGGAGAUAAUGAAUGUAAGUUCCAAUACAUUGGGCAAAGCAGCCAUGGCGAAGGGAUUAAGCAACUAUAUCUUCACUACUUACACUCAUGGCGUUGCUUUUUUAUUCCUUAUUCCCAUUGCUUUUCUUUUCCACAGGAAAAACCCAGCUCCACCCAUAAGUAUUGGUAUUAUACUAAGGCUUUGUCUGCUUGGAGUUCUCUGCGGAGGUUGCUCCAUCUUCUUGUACAUCGGAAUACGUUAUAGUUCACCGACCCUUGCUUCAGCAACAAACAAUCUUUCCCCUGCCUUUACUUUCAUAAUGGGCAUCAUUUUCAGGAUGGAGGUUUUGAACCUAAGAAAUGAGAGUAGCAUACUGAAAUCAGUUGGAACUAUAAUUUCAAUAGGGGGAGCUUUUAUAGUGACAUUGUAUCAAGGAAUGGCCAUUACUAUCUUCCCUGCUUCACCUACCGAAUCCUCUCUAUCUUCUCUUCUUAUUAUUGAAAGUGAUAUUCAACCAAAUUGGACAUUUGGAGGCUUAUUCCUCGUUUUUAGUUGCAUAUUUCUGUCACUUUCAUACGUUGCCAAGACAUGGAUAGCAAGGGACUUUAAUUCAGAGAUAUUAAUCACACUCAUAAGUUUCUUCUUCGAAACGAUAUUCGCAGCAUCAGUUACCCUUUUGGCAGAAACAGAUACAAGCGUUUGGACACCUACUCUUGGCAUUGAGAUUAUUGCUCUUCUCUUUGGGGCUUUGGAAGUUGGUGUGGUAAAUACAGUCCAAACAUGGGCUUGUGGAAAGAAGGGACCAUUGUUUGUAGCAAUGUUUAAACCUCUUCAAAUGAUAAUUGCUGUGAUUCUGGGAGUGUCUUUCCUUGGAGAUGUUCUCCAUCUUGGAAGUUUGAUUGGAGGAACAAUCAUAGCAAUUGGGUUUUACACGGUGAUGAAAGGAAAAUCAGAAGAAGAAUCGAAGAAAGAAGUUGAUGAAAGUAGAUUCAUAUAUUCUUCCGAUGAUGAUUCAUCUCCUCAUAAACUCCCUCUUUUACCAAACCAAAUCCAAAGUGUAUAAAAUUAUUUGGUAUAAGUUUUUACCUAUCUCAAGAUUUAUCAUACAUCAGGACCCUGUAUGCAUAUUCAACAUGUUCGAGCGGGUCUACAAAUUAAAGGUCUUAAUAUUAAAUUAUAUAGUAUAUGUUAAUUAUUUAAAGAUACAAAGUUAUAAGAAAAAUAUCACAAUUUUUUAAAUCAAA
Molecule: messenger RNA, 1467 nt
Organism: Amaranthus tricolor (Joseph's coat)
Lineage: Eukaryota; Viridiplantae; Streptophyta; Magnoliopsida; Caryophyllales; Amaranthaceae
Product: WAT1-related protein At3g28050-like
Exons: 7
Coding region: 207-1286 (359 amino acids)
Cellular component (GO): plasma membrane
Molecular function (GO): transmembrane transporter activity
Source: RefSeq, a predicted model, not a curated record